AGUUUUGCUUUGGAAGCUUUCAAGCUUUAUAAGUGUUCCAACGUAAAAUUAAUAAAUUCUUUUUUAAUUUAAUAUUCUGUGUCCUGAAACGAUCGAAACCAUGUCUGAACAACAAGUCCCAACAACAAAUGAGUGGAGCGAGCUCGAANUCGCAGCAGCAGAGGGGUUGAUGAUGCUGAGCCGAAGCUGGCGGGUAUCUGCGUCAGUGCCGCAAGACCAGGAGCCGCAGCCAGAACCCGAGCCAGAAGCCUCUCAAGCUGAUGACCAGCCCACAGCCUUCGUCAGCGGGCCAUCGGACUCAGAGAACAAUAGCCCCACCGAAGCUGAAGAGGUCCCAGAGAAUUACGCGCAAGAGGAACUGAGCCGCUCCUAUUCACCACAAGAAACUCAAGCUUCAGCCUCGGCAGCUGGAACAAACGAUUCUACAAGCAACGCGGAGGACAUGACAGCGAAACUGUCAGAUAUGGUCAGAAAGGCAAUACAUGAUUGGAGGGCAACGACUGCCGGCGCCGACAGGGUUCCAACGUAUACCCUCUCUUGGGUGAUUCACAAAGCUGCUCUUGGCUACACCCAGAACGAGCCUAUGCCUGGGCCCAGUGGGAUUAACAUGCCUGGGCCCAGUGGGACUAGCAUGCCUGGGCCCAGUGGGAAUAACAUGCCUGGGCCCAGUGGGAAUAACAUGCCUGGGCCCAGUGGGACUAACAUGCCCGGACCCAGUGGGACUAACAUGCCUGGGCCCAGUAGGAUUAACACGCGCGCAAGGAGUCGCAGGUCUGCUCUUGCAGAGAUUUCUUCAACCGGGAGUAACAAGGAAAAUAUAAUACCAAAGGCAGAGGAGUUCAGUUCGUCAGACACGUCGUCUGACGACGAAUCAGAGCCUGAUGGUGAAAUGAUUCCCAUUGGAGACGGCUACGCUCGAGUCCCAGCGUACGUUCUCAAAAUGAUUAACUGGGGUAAAUUCAAAAUUGCCACCCGUCACUUGUUAGUUGCGGUCUUCGGCAGAGAGACGUUGGCUACCCACAAUUUAACUGGGAAGCCGUCUCCAGCUUUUCCCAAUAGAGCCCCACGUGGAAAACUGAACCCGAAUUUAGUUAAUGACAUUAUACAAACCGUCGUGCAGCGGUGCGGCGUGUCAGCAAGUCUAGUCCGUGCCAGCAUCACAUCAAAGUGCGCCGAUGAAGGCAAGCUGGCGGGACAUCCAAAAUGACGACCGCUGCAAUGACCUGCUCCCCUAGAUAAGUGACAUAACGUGACAGUUGCAAUUCCGAAAACGCUUCGCUGCGGCGUUUUGUACUUCGCUCCGUGAAGCGAUUUCGAAAUUAACUGUCACGUUUUGUAACUUGUCUAGGGGGGGCUGGCCGGCAACCCGGCUAUAAGAAAGGGCACUUUAGUUGUAA
This is a messenger RNA of Ostrinia furnacalis (Asian corn borer), 1397 nucleotides long. RefSeq lists its product as uncharacterized. Lineage: Eukaryota; Metazoa; Arthropoda; Insecta; Lepidoptera; Crambidae. The transcript has 8 exons. Gene Ontology annotation, biological process: negative regulation of Notch signaling pathway; positive regulation of neuron differentiation. Gene Ontology annotation, cellular component: nucleus. Gene Ontology annotation, molecular function: DNA binding; transcription corepressor activity. The coding region runs from base 101 to 1207 and encodes 368 amino acids. The record is from RefSeq and is a predicted model, not a curated record.